UAUGAAUGCGUUCUUUGAUGGUUACGUGCAUUUGAAGACCACGUUGAAGCAAUUUGUAGAACAGUACAAACGAGCACUGCGAUGUAAGGUAGAGAAAGAGUUCCAAAGUAAUUUCAAAUCUUUUUUGCAAAUGGUCCCAUGUGCAGCGCAAUACGAAAUUGAGCUACAAUUUCAGUCAGUUUAUACCAUUGCAAAAUUCAGGGAAGCUCAGGAUGAGUUCACAGGGAAGGUUUACUGUGAUGUCAUAUCUACUUUGGAGGGAGAUAUGUUGAUGACAAAUGAGGUGCACGAGGAUGUUAUGCAUGAGGGGCGACGAAGGAAAAAAACAUUCUUCGUCUCAUUUGAGAGAGAGAACUGUGACAUCGUUUGUAGUUGCCAUUUGUUCGAGUUUAGGGGAAUUCUUUGUCGCCAUUCGAUUGCAGUUCUUAUUCGUUGCGAUGUCACAUCCUUUCCAAAGAGGUACAUACUGCGGAGAUGGAGAAGAGACGUUAGUCGGGCACACACCAGAGUCGCCGUGAAUUAUGAUGGUUUGAUCAGCUCUCCUGGGCAAUUGAGAUAUGAUGAACUGUGUCAUGAGUUUGCAAAAUUGGCUGACCUUGCUACAGACGAUGAAAGGCAAUCGCGUGUGAUACUAGAUUGGAUAAAACUUCAGUGCAAAGAUCUUUUGAUGUUGAAAACAUCGCACAGUGGAAGCAAUGCGAUCACACAUCAUACUAUUCAAGUAGCCGAUCAGUGUACCGACUCCCAGAACGAUGCCAGCGUGAGCAUAAAAGAUAUGAAAUCGUCGCGUAGAAAGGGAGUGCCCAAAAAACUGAGGAAAAAAGGUCCGCUAGAGUCAAGUUCGAAGAACACAAAGACAGCAUCAAGCAAAGGAAGGAGACCUACUGGACGACAUAUUGGUACGCAAGAGAGCGCUGUCCACGUUCAUGAAGCUCAACAGCAAAACUACUCAAUGCAGCCUCCGCCUCCUUGCCUACAAUAUUCGAUGCCAUCAACAUUUCCCGUGUCACAGUAUACUUUUGCUACACCAUUCUCGCAUUCAGGGGUAUUACCAAUGUCAAAUUACAUCGCACCAUCGUCAUCAAAUAUUAUGCAUAAUUCGCAAGGUAAGCUCGCACCAUUAAUUAAUUAA
Olea europaea var. sylvestris is the source of this 1132-nucleotide messenger RNA. Its product is annotated as protein FAR-RED IMPAIRED RESPONSE 1-like. Gene Ontology annotation, molecular function: zinc ion binding. Gene Ontology annotation, biological process: regulation of DNA-templated transcription. The transcript has 2 exons. The record is from RefSeq and is a predicted model, not a curated record. The coding region runs from base 2 to 1132 and encodes 376 amino acids. NCBI's taxonomy places the organism in Eukaryota, Viridiplantae, Streptophyta, Magnoliopsida, Lamiales, Oleaceae.